AUGAACUUUUACCCCAUUCCACCAGUCCUUCAGGCUGAGAUUCUGGUUCAAAUAACAGCCCCCCUGCGAUGCACUGGACAGCCUACAGAUUGGCGGAGCGGAUCUGCGCUUCCGGCCUCGGAUAUCUUCUUGGAAGGCCCUGUCUACUCUAGCGAUGGACACCUCUACGUGACCGACAUUCCAUAUGGACGCAUUCUCAAAAUCGACACCCAAAACCAUAUAACGGAGUGUGUGAAGUAUGAUGGUGAGCCCAACGGUCUUGUCAUCAGAGAAGACGGCUGUAUAGUGGUAGCCGAUUACAAACAAAACCAUUUGACCGCAAACUCUGGAAUUGACGGUUUUCAGGGUCUUCUUGUUUUCGACCCGUCAACUGGGGGUAUAUCACCACUCCUAGCGCGUCGUAAUUUGGAACGCUUCAAAGGACCCAAUGACUUGGUGGUAUCGUCAAAAAACGAGAUAUACUUCACAGACCAAGGUCAAACGGGCAUGUCCGAUCCCACCGGACGAGUCUACCGGCUUUGUCCCGACGGGAGGCUAGACUGUCUAGUGGACAAUGGAGUUUCUCCGAAUGGGAUCGCCCUGUCGCCUGAUGAACGAUUUCUGUACGUAGCCAUGACUCGGUCGAAUUCCGUCUGGCGUCUUCCCCUCAAUUCGGAUGGUAGUACAACAAAGGCGGGGCUGUUCUUCCAGUCUUUCGGGGCCUCUGGCCCGGACGGACUCACGGUAGACGAGGAAGGUAAUUUGUUCAUUUGCCAUCCUAGCCUCGCAUCGGUAUUUGUGGUGGAUGCAGACGGCAUUCCCAAAGCAAGGAUCGCUACCUCAUCUGAGGGAGGCAAGAAUCUAACCAACUGCACUUUUGGCGGCGAAGACGGUCGAACGUUAUUCAUAACGGAUAGCAUGAAGGGGAACAUUCAAUUUGUGAGGUGGCAUUGUGGGGGCUCUGUGAAGCCCAAGGCAGUUAAAACUAGAUGA
Penicillium brevicompactum is the source of this 972-nucleotide messenger RNA. RefSeq names its product SMP-30/gluconolactonase/LRE family protein. Lineage: Eukaryota; Fungi; Ascomycota; Eurotiomycetes; Eurotiales; Aspergillaceae. The record is from RefSeq and is a predicted model, not a curated record. Bases 1 to 972 code for a protein of 323 amino acids. The transcript is spliced from 2 exons.